AGCCUAACACUGUAGCACAUGCCUACAGAUGGUCAUCGAGAUGACGCCACCCUCCUCCGGCCGUCUCUCGGCCCUCCUCCGCCGGUGCGCAGCGAGCGGCGCGCUCUCCCCAGGCGCGCAGCUCCACGCGCAGGCACUGGUCGGCGGGCGCCUUCCGGACACCACCCUGGACACAGACCUCGUCCUGCUCUACAGCCGCUGCGGGGCGCUCCACCGCGCCCGCGAGGUGUUCGACGGAAUGCCCUCUCCGUCCAUGCACGCGUACAACGUCCUCCUCGCGGCCUCCCCUCCCGAUGCGGCCGUGAAGCUCGUGUCCCGCCUCGUCGCCUCGGGCCUGCGCCCCGACAGGUACUCCGUCCCCGCCGUGCUCCGCGCGUGCGCCGAGUCGCGCGACGCGCUCCUCGGUUCCGUGCUCCACGGUUUCGCCGUCCGGCUCGGGUUGCUGGCCAAUGUCGUGGUCUCCGGCGCGCUGCUGGACAUGUACGCUAAGACCGGGACGCUGGGUGACGCGGGCAGAGUGUUCGACGAGAUGCCGGAGAGAGACGCCGUCGCGUGGAACUGCAUGGUUACUGGGUACGCGAGGGCUGGGAGGUCAGAGGAAACCCUGGAACUCUUUCGGAAGGCGCAGAUCGAGUCCGCGGGUAUGGCGAGGGAUCUGCGGGCCGUGCCGAGCGUGCUGAAUGUCUGCGCAGACGAAGGGCAGCUGAUGAAAGGGAGAGAGAUCCAUGGCAGGAUGGCGCGGUGCCUUGCUUCUAGUUCAGAUACCGUGGUGGGGAACGCGUUGAUAGACAUGUACGGUAAGUGUGGCCAGGUUGACGGAGCGCAGGCGGUGUUCGCGAGCAUGGAGGAGAAGAACGUGGUGAGCUGGUCGUCGCUGAUAUCUUGCUACGGCGUCCAUGGCAUGGGAAAGGAAGCGCUGAGGGUUUACGAGGAGAUGGUGUCCGUUGGGGUGAAGCCAAACUGCGUCACGUUCGUCUCAAUCCUGUCGAGUUGCAGCCACUCCGGGCUCGUGAGCGAUGGCCGGAGGAUCUUCGAGUCGAUGCGCAAGGUCCACGCGGUAGAGCCCACCGCUGACCACUACGCAUGCAUGGUUGAUCUCUUGGGGCGUGCCGGAGCCAUCGAGGAAGCUGUUGGGCUGGUAAACGAGAUGCCUAUGGAGCCCGGUGCUAGUCUGUGGGGAGCGUUGCUCUCUGCCUGCGCGAUCCAUAACAACGUCGAUGUCGGAGAGGUUGCGGCUUAUAGGCUGUUCGAGUUGGAAGAAGACAAUGCUAGCAACUACGUCACUCUAUGUGGCAUAUACGAUGCGAUUGGCCGAUCUGACAGUGUUGCAGGGUUAAGGUCGAGGAUGAGAGAGCUCGGCAUGGUGAAGACGCCUGGCUGCAGUUGGGUUCAUGUGAAGGGAAGAGCCUACGCCUUCUACCAGGGGUGCGUGCCACGGUACUUGAGGAGACAGAUGCUUCGCGUUUUAGGCCAUCUGCUCGAGGAUAUGGCUGGUUCAGGAUAUGAGAAUGAACAUCUGAGCAUGUGCCAUGGGAUAGUUGGGUACUGAAUCCGUGAUGUGCAGUUCCAGUGUUGCAGAGUCGUUUUAAUCUGAGGAUAGUAAAAGCAAGCAUUCUGAAAGCCAGUUGGCUUAGCUUUAAUCCGUAUCGGACAGCUGCAGCAGUCCGAACAUCUGGCUUGAGUUGAUUGACACUGUGCUGCACGUGGACAGUUUUCUAUGAUGCGCAGCAAGGGAUUUUAUGUGUUGUUCUGCCCAGUUCUAGAGGACUUGGAAUACGUCAUGACCAAAUCUGUAGUAUUGUGCUGAAUCGUGAAGUGUGGUGGUUCAUUGAAGGAAAGAAAUGUAUUCUCUAACUCCCACCGCAGCAACAGGAGAUUCUGCGGUCGAGCUAUACAGCAGGUGUCUGAAACCAAGUGAUUGUGAACAUCUGUGGUAGAUAGGGAGGAAAGAGAAAUGAUGGACUUGUCUAUAUAGCAACAUGCUGGGGUUGAUGCUGCUUGUGGUGGUCAUCACGACCGGGAAUGUUUUUCAGUCACAGGAGAGACAUGCACAGACGACCCAAGUGUAGAAAUUUGUCGCGUUGAUUAGUACCAGUUCUGUUCGCUGUUGAUGGUUCUUGUGCUUGUAUUGUACCCUCUAUCUAUAUGCAGGGAAGAGAUGACAGACAAGGAAACCAAUGGAUUGUUGUGCCCUUUUGUUGACCGAAAUUAAAUGCGUUUGGUUCU
This is a messenger RNA of Zea mays, 2226 nucleotides long. Its product is annotated as pentatricopeptide repeat-containing protein At3g46790, chloroplastic. Gene Ontology annotation, biological process: RNA modification. Gene Ontology annotation, molecular function: RNA binding; protein binding. Lineage: Eukaryota; Viridiplantae; Streptophyta; Magnoliopsida; Poales; Poaceae. The transcript has 2 exons. Bases 29 to 1549 code for a protein of 506 amino acids. The record is from RefSeq and is a predicted model, not a curated record.